CAAUAUGUAGAAUAUGACGGUUUGAAACUAAAACUGUGAUUCUGAAGAAAGUUUAAAUUGAUAUUGGAAUUCCGUUUGACUCCCAUGUUAUAAAAAGAUAAUAUUUUUAAAAUAGAAUAUCUUAAAAAGUAUAAAAUAUUUAAAAAUUUGAAAACAAGCACGCGAUUCCAAGCAAUUUUAAAAUUUGAAUGGAGACUCUAGGUGAAAAAUUGAGGAAGGAGAUAGGUCCCAAAGUUUGUAGAGAAUAAUAAAGAAAGAAAGAAUAAAACUUAUGAAGAACGAUAGUUGAGCGCUGCAUGUAGCACUCACCUGAUCAAUGUUGUAGGCCUAAAUCCCAUAGACUUACUCAAAAAAUCUUGAAAGUUGGUGCAAAUUGUAUUGAAUGAUUGAUUACUGAACAGGUUUCAAAGUGGUUAUAGAUCAGUGUUCUGCUGUUUGUUAUCAUAGUAGCCUAAAUAAGAUGCAUACAUAGCCUAUUUAAAAUUAUAAUAAUACAAUAAAAGUAUUACCUGCCUCUAACAUAUUUAAACAUAGCAGCACGUCCGGGGUGGAUAUGUAUUUCGUUCAUUUUUGGCCUAUUACUAUAGUUGCCUAAAAUUUCAGUCACUAAACCCAGUCAAUAUUAUUCAGUCUCUUUUUGCAUUCUUGUAUGGAAGACGCUAAUGUUAGAUGACUCAAACAACCUGUAGCCAUGACAACAAAGUGGGACCUUGACACCAUGACGAUAGACUCUGGCUCUAUAAUGCCGGGAUAUCCUCUGAAUCUGAUGUCAGGCAACUCAAUCAGAGUUACCACGACUGACAUGGUCAUUCUAACCACAAACCACAUGAAUCAUAUCACAUAAUGCACGCAUUGUUAAUUCACUGCACACUAAUGUUAUUCUAGUGGUGCAAACAUACAACAAUUUGACUUUAUCUUUAAAAUAUAUUUGCCCCAUGCCAGGAUAUAUGAAUAUGCCAAUCAAGCACGUCCAUAUAAGCCUCUAAGUCUCUAAGCAAAACCAAUAGACUUUCCAUCAAUUCAUAACACAAUCGGUUGCUCAUUUUUCUUGAGUAUGAGAGAAGGAAAACAUUUUAUUGUAAUAAAGGUAAUUUGAGAUAUAAUUGUUUUGUAGCUACUUCCUCCCUGAUAGGAUUGGUCUCAGCCUCACUUGAGUCGUUGUGUGGGUCAAUGUCAAUGUCAAAUCUCAAUACUGAAAGUACAAUGUAAAAUAUGAUUAUUUAUUUUGUUGUAUUAUGGUUUAUCCAUAUUGGUGCCUCAUCUCAUUUCAGUUUGACUAAAUCAAUUGUUUUUGAUCAACAAUGUACCAUUCAUUACAUUUUAUAUCAGAAUCUAUUUUAUUUAGUAGGCCUAUGGGUAUUUAUUUUCCUCAAACAAUGUUUUAUAGAUUAUUUUAAUCAAUCUCUCUUAAUUGCUCUGAAUAUGGCUAAAUAAAGAAUUCAAACACUUUCUAACUUCGUGAAAUAAAGUGUUGGGGGAGUGGCCGUGGUGUGGUGGCUGUUCGCGUAUCGCCUAGGCUGAGGAUGCUGAAUUGUAGCGUUAUCCUGGUUUACCCAACGCAAUUUCCGGUCCAAUAGUUCCUAUGAGCUUAGUACUCCAGUCAACAGUCCCAGGAGCAAGUCGGAAUAACAAAUGGAAAGAUAACCACAUCAUUGACAAGGAUUAUUAAUAUGUCACGUUGUGACAAAGAAUGUGACAGCAUUAUCCGUAACCUGUAACGGAUAUCCCUCCCUGGCUCUCUCUCGCCUCUAAACCCAUGCAACUGAAAGUCCCGCCCUCUCGCUAGUCAGAAGAGCCGAUUUGGAGCAUCCCCGUUCGGGUGCGUUUUGUUGUGGGACGAGAACGCCUGGGAACGAGGCGAAGUAAGCAUCGUUCGUCUGGCCUAUAUUCCUGCUCUCAAUCCUCGACAGUACACCUGGGAAGUAACUGCUGGUUAGAGUACAUGUAAUAAAGCGUUUAUGACGAGAGGACGAAGCGGCUCAUGUCCCGCUCUUCGACCACCGUGUCUGGGAUGAUGCCCAACAGACUAGUCCGGUGCCUGGCAGGUGCUUAUGGCUGUCAGUGGAAGCGGUACCGGGGGACUCACAUGCAGCAAGGGGAUUGUUGUUGCAACAAGUUGGAAGGGGCAAGCUUUGCUCUACUUCUAACAGCCUUCUGCUUGACCCUGGUGUUCCUGUACUUUUGGAGCCAAGCACAGAACGACUACAAUGAUUUUGACUGGUUUAACUUUAUGAACCUGGGCUUCUGGGUCCCGUGGUCCGUGGUGCUGCUGGUCGUCGCCGCGUCCUUCUUCACGUACACGGCUGUGCUUAUGCUGCUUGCGGUGUGUUUGCUAUCUGAGGGCCAAAAACUCUACUUACACUGGAGUCACAAGAUUGGAAUUGGGGUGAGCCUAGUGUUCUCUGCGGGUGCUAUCGCCGUAUUGACCGGCCUGUGGGGCGAUGAGUGGGAGACACUUGUGCUCUCUUUCCAGGUGACUGCACCUUAUUUGCACGUGGGGGGCGUUCUGUUGGCCACGGCCCUGGGCUGGCCAGUCGCUUUGCAUUUCUUUUGCAUGAACAGCAGAGUCAGACAGGCCCUGGUCCUGGCCCUGUACCUGGGGGGUCUGGUGGCUCUUUACCUGUCUCCCCUGGGGAUGUACUCCCCCUGCAUCAUGGAGAAGGGCACCCUGGGACCUGCUCCAGGCCUCAUCGGCCACAGAGGCACGCCCAUGCUGGCUCCGGAAAACACGGCCAUGUCCUUUGAGAAGGCGGUGGAGGCAGGAAGCCUGGGCCUGGAGGCAGACGUCACGAUAAGCUACGACGGGGUGCCGUUCCUCAUGCAUGACGUCACUCUGCUGAGGACCACCAACGUCCGGGAGGUUUUCCCCGACCGCACGCACGCCCCCGCUGCCCUGUUCUCCUGGGCCGAGCUGGAGAGCCUCAACGCCGGAGCCUGGUUCCUCUCGCACAAUCCUUUCGGCACUGUGGCGUCGCUGGGUGCGGCGGAGCGGGAGCGAGCGGGGAACCAGUCGGUGUGCAGCCUGCGGACCUUCCUGGAGCUGGCCGCCGCCCGGCGGGACACACUGGUGAUCUUUGACCUCUACCGACCGCCCAGAGGUCACCCGUACCGGGACAGCUGGAUCCAGCGUACACUGGAGGUCAUCCACAACGAGUCGUCCAUACGGUCGCAGCAGGUACUAUGGCUGCCCCCGGACUUGCGGGCCGUGGUGCAGGAGAUAGACCCUGAGCUCCAGCAGACGUCCAGCCGGCUCCCCCUAGAGGAGCUCCGGCGCAACCGCAUCGUCAAAGCCAACCUGCACUACAGGGACAUGUCCACCGAGCUCAUCGGGGAGUAUGCUGCGGCGAACAUCACCACCAACCUCUACGUGAUCACCCAGCCCUGGCUCUACUCCCUGGCCUGGUGCGCGGGCGUGCACUCGGUCACCACCAACGCCCCGCACAUCCUCCGUGCACUGCACACACCGCUGUUCCUCAUGACUCCAGGCGAGUAUAAUGUGAUGUGGAUCCUGACUGAUGUAGCUUCCUUCAUACUGGUUCUUCUCCUCUUCUUCUUCCAUUGGUGGCGCAAACAGAGUCUUGCCUGCAGUAAAUCUGCCCUGGAGGAACCGGGCACCUACAGGAAGAUCAGACCAGAGAUGGGUGACGUGUGGUCCGUCCCCACCAUCCCCGCCCAGAGAGAGCAACGCAUCGCACUGACUUCAUCGCUCGACUGGCCAGCGCGAGGGAAGGAGUCCCCUGGCUGAUCCCAUACUCGCACUGCCAAUGUUGGAUGUGGACAGAACACAGCAGCCUCAGAUUAGUUGCACGCAGCUGUAGGGAUUUAGUUUCGCUCUUAAGGUUGGAUAUAUUUCUUUAAGGAAAAAUGCAUUGAAUCCCAGCUGAACAUUUCUGGCUGUGACCCCCAAUGUCUGCCGCAGAACCGUUUAAAACCCGUAUCUCAAUAGAUGAACUGGGAAUUCAGGGACCACAAUGGAAAUCAGCUUUCGGGUUUUAUUGGUUCAUCCCUGACUAUUUAUCUAUUUUAAUGUAUGACAGAGUGCUGUUCAUAUUUUAUAUAAAAAUGGUCAAAAUCAAUCAAUCCCAUUCGAAGAGCAUCUGCUGAAAUGGUAAAAAAAACUAGCAAUAUUAAAUGAUGUGAAAUCAUCGCAUGGUGAAAACGGUUGACCCCCAGCCCUUUAAAGACCUAAUUAUAGACAUUAUAUUGUGAUGCCCUCCGUUCACAUUGUCUUUGAUCCAAAGUGACUCGAGGCUCAGAACACCCGAAGCAUACGAUCAGGAUCGCAGCAACUAGUGCCUGAUUACCACGCCUCUAAAAAAAACGAAAGAGACAUAGGGAGUGAUUCACUAAAUAGGAAUCAGAAAAUCAGGGUGCAUUAAAAAGAUGUCAUUAGCCCUUUUGCUAAAUCAACUAUCAGAGAAUGUAAAACAGCUGUUUUUUGUUGUUGUUUGAAGUUGAAGAAAUCCUAAGAUAAUUGAUGAUUUAUUCUAGAAAGCCCCUGGGAAACAUCUGUUUGGAUGAUUUGAUUGAUGAUUCU
This is a messenger RNA of Gadus morhua (Atlantic cod), 4537 nucleotides long. RefSeq names its product glycerophosphodiester phosphodiesterase domain containing 4b (gene gdpd4b). The transcript is spliced from 15 exons. The record is from RefSeq and is a predicted model, not a curated record. Gene Ontology annotation, cellular component: membrane. The coding region runs from base 1982 to 3745 and encodes 587 amino acids. Gene Ontology annotation, molecular function: glycerophosphodiester phosphodiesterase activity. Gene Ontology annotation, biological process: lipid metabolic process. NCBI's taxonomy places the organism in Eukaryota, Metazoa, Chordata, Actinopteri, Gadiformes, Gadidae.